This is a messenger RNA of Symbiodinium sp. CCMP2592, 7842 nucleotides long. The record is from the annotation of a GenBank genome assembly. Lineage: Eukaryota; Dinophyceae; Suessiales; Symbiodiniaceae.
AUGAGUGGCACAGGACUCGGAUGGCCCGCUUUGGUGCCACCAUACCGCAACCGCCUUGAAGAGUGGUUUAGCACGCCUGAGAAAUUGCAUGCCUCAUUCGACACGAGGGAAGAGCUUGUAUCAUUGCUUAGGGCUUGCGAUAACACACUUCUUGAAAGUAGCCUGCAGUUGAUUGCGGAUGCACUUCUUGAAUGGCAUGCAGACAAUGCUCGCACAGUUGCGAGUGGGCGCAGGGAAUCAAGGAGGCGCUUGACAGAGUGCUUGCCCAGUGUCCCGGGAACUGGCCUUAGCUUGCAUGAGCAUUACAAUCAGAUUGCACUUCAGAGUCCACUUGCGUUGCUUCCGGUUCUUCGCAAGCGGAAGUUAGCUACUGAUAGGGUCGUAGAUCGCGGUGCCAGGGCCACUGAGGAGAUACGGCUUCGGCAGGAGUAUGCAUUGCGUCUUGCAGCCAUCAUGCAGGAGGCGCAACUGCCGGUGUGCAAGGUGCUUGCAGGGGUCAGCAAUGCCGAGGAAGCCUGGCCACGGCUGUUCGGGACCCGUCGAUCCAAGACAUUGAGAAAUCGCUUUAGAGCUUGGGACAAGUUUCGGGAAUGGUUGCUUUAUAGCCGUGGCAGGAGCUAUCCGGAAGGGGUAGCUGAUGUGCUAGAUUAUACCAAUGAACGAUUCCAGGAAGGAUGUGGAAAGACAGUUCUCGAAAGCCUGCAAGCCUCUCUCAGUGUAAUUGAAGGUGUAGGGCGCGUGCCGUCUACGCAGCAGAUAUCUCAGGAUCCCACAUGGCAGGCGCAGCUCAAAAGUUACACGGCCGAUUUGGUUUCGGCGGCACCGCCGGAGCAGCCAGCCAGCAUGCUCACUGUUGCUAUCGUUCUUGCAUGUGAGAUCUUCGUUUGCACGCCCGGGGAGCCUAGUUACUUGAGAGCAUUGGGCUUUGUCUGCUUAUUGAUGGUUUGGGGAUCGCUUCGGGCUGAUGAUGUUCAGGGGCUCUUGCCGCAGACCAUGCUUCUGGACGAGCGAGGGCUUAGCAUUGAUCUCGCGCGGUCCAAGACUACAGGGCCCGACAAAAGGACCCACACCGUCAAGGUCUUCGUGGAACGGAGUAUCUCUCUGACAGGGCAUGAUUGGCUGAAGGUCGGAUAUGCACUUUGGAAGGAUUUCGAUUUUGAGAGGGAUUAUCUGGUUUUGAAGGCCAAUGAAGGUUUCACGGAACCCCUGGAGAAGUCGGUGCCUUCCUCCACGGUGGCCCUUUACUUCCGCAAAGUUCUCAGUGAGUUGAAAACGCCCAAGCGUGAGGGGCGCACAUGGAAGGCCAAUGAUCAGCGUCCGCUGCUCCCGGGAUACACUUCCAGUCAUUUUACGGGACAUUCUGCGAGGAACUUCCUUAGCUCGGUCGGAGCGGCCAUCGAUGUCGACCCCAGGGAGCUUGAUUAUCUGGGUCGCUGGAAGGUAGGUGGCGAAGGUUCUGCAACCUACAUUCGCACUUCUAGGCAGGUUGUGCAUCGUCUCCAGAGUCACAUUGCUUGUUCCCUUGUCACCGGACAGCCAAAGCACUACAUCGAGGUGGAUUCCAUCAAGGCUUUGACGGAUUAUGCAGCUAAGGCGGGGGAGAGCGAAUCUCAGGUUCGUCGCCGUCACACCCUCCUCGAGGGAUCCAAAGGCUUGGGCGGGUCGUGGCCAACUCUGGCAUUGGAAGUGGGUGUUGCGGCACCACCUUCUCCAGUCGAGCAGGUUUCGAUGCCAGGCAGCCGGGGGGAUUACUUCAUCGUUACCUCUCGCACCACAGGCCUGAGGCGUCUGCACAUGUUGGGCUGCUAUGUCAAGCCUGAGAAUUGUUAUGAUGUGAAAUUUGUCAGUCAUGUCGGCGCGGAGGACGUCGAUAACAUUUGCAAAGAUUGCAAAGCAAGAAUGAAGGCUCAGGCCGGAGAGGAGGAAUCAGACCCCUCCAGCAGUGACAGUGGGAGGAAGUCUCACUCGGCGCAGGCCGUGAGGUGCCGGCGGAUUCCGCAUCCUGUCACAGGCCUCAGGGCGACGGGUGGACACAUCGCAGUGCAGCUAAAGGCCUCAGGGCGGCUAGCAAUCCAAGUCCUACAGGGCCACAGGCGAUUCCAGGCAAUCGCCGAUUCCCGGCCGGAAGCUCGGGCUGCUGGGAAGGCGGACUUUGGUCUUGAUGAUGGGGCUGCUGAUGGGCGACAACAAAUCGCGGGGGUCGUCGCUGCAUGGGAACUUGCACGCGACGUAAUCAGCAAAGAGACGGAAACACGAGCAGAGGCGAAAGUGUUAGGCCAGCCGCGAAUCUUGCAAGUCACAGAGAGGCAAGCAAUGCUCAAGGCGGUAGCGGCCGUUCACGGGCAGCUGGGAGAGUCGGAGACUCCAUCGUCUGAGUACCUCGCUCUCAAGUGCGAGGAGUGCGAAGCCAAUGAGCCUCAGGCUUCAACCUUGGAUGCCAUAACUUCGAAGAAGAACACGCUCACCACGAGCAUCCAGUCCAGCCUUGACGCUUCGGGGCGAAUUCAUAUUACUCAGCACAAAUCCAAGAGCGAGCUCCCGACUACUACAGAAGCUUAUCGCAAGGUCCUUCGCGUGGAAGCUUUCACGUGGCUAUGCAUGGCAUCCCGCUUUAAAUCCAAGCAAUGGCUUCAGGAUCUUAAGCUGUCUGACUUCGACCACUUCGUGAACUACAUCCUUGGCGAAAAGGUCGCUCAGCUCUCAGUGCCUACGUCUCAUCAGCCAGCCGAUGAGACCUACUUCACGACGCCGCUCGCCUUGUCCAUCAUUGAGCGACCACGCAAGUGGCACAAAGGCAAGGGCAAGGGUGAUGUGGGCUCUUACCUUCAGUCACUGGGCAAUGUCACUAAUCUUCUUCAGUUCGAUCUUCAGCGCUCCACGGAGCAUGACUUGACUAAGGAAGGCUUGUGGCAGCACAUCUUUCAAUUGCUUGGCGAAGGGGAUUGGAUCCUCAUUGUGGAGCAGGCUAAUUAUUUUCUUGAUCAGACCGUGACGGCAUGUCAACUUGCAUGGCAGUAUGUUCUGGAGCACCCGGAGGAUCUCGGCGCAACGCCGGAUCACGAGUUACCGGCUUCCAUCUGGCAGCUACCAGCUCUGCGUGAGCUCCAGGUUUCCACUCAGGCCAUCACUUUUGCUUUCUUUCAAUGCAGCUUUGAGGCUCCCACUUCCAAACCCACACGCCUUCUCACUAAUCUACGGGCCUUUGUCGAGCAGCCUCCGCCUUUUGCUUCCUGGCCACGCUUCGACUCCAGUGAUCGCUACGUGGGGCCGUUGCCGCCACGCUGCCCGCACGGGAAACAUGACAAAGUACUUGCAGGCCGGGAAGGCUCCCGCUGGGCGACCGAGUCAUCAGCAGCCUAUCCUCCUCUGUUGUGUGAGUGGCUUGCGCAUGCUGUGCUUGCUUCCGCUUCGCAGGGGGGACUUGGGUCAGCGCCGCACAGCUCCGUUCCAGGUGAGGCAGGUCCAAUGCAGGAAUCCCACGAGGCGACGCAGGAGGUGCAUCAGGAUUUAUGUGAAGUGCCGCAGGGGCUGCACCAGGUGGUUUCCGAUAGGGUAGAGGCGGUUACUGAUAGGGUAGAGGCGGUUGGCUUGAUCGAGUCGGAAGCACCUCCUUCCACUUUGUUGCCGUCGCCAGACUCUUCGGGGUCCGCGUGCAAAGGCUUCCCGGCUUCCACAGAAGCUUUGGCAUCCUUCGUGCGUAGCAACAUGCCCGGGCACCCCUUUACCACGAUUAGCCUUUACCUUAACACUGGCACCAAGCCCCACAAAGACUCCAGGAACGCACCUUUGCCCAAUGGGAUAAUAGGGGUUACUGACUUCGUAGGAGGAGAGAUCUGGGUCGAGGCCCAGGAUGGGGAGUCUGUUCAGAUUGUUGACGGUAAGCGCUUAAGUGGUCACCUUCUUCCGAUCAGUGAGACACCCACCUACAUACAUGCCUACCGCGAUCUUCACCUCACAAUGCCCUGGAAAGGUAAGAGAUUAGUCAUCAUAGCUUUCAGUGUAUCGGAGCAUACUCAGGCAUGCGAUGAGGAUCUCGCGUUUCUUCGCGGGCAUGGUUUCGUCCUUCCGGGCGAAGAGCACAGUGUUGAUCUUGAGGCGGUCCAGUCAGAUGAUUCGGAGGUGCUGGAGGGGGGUGAGGUCGAAAGGCCGGAGCCCUUCAAGCAUCAGGAGUGCCACAACAUCGGGCUGCCUUUGAACCUCGAGUGGGAUGGCAAAACUCAGCCGAUCACGGAUGGCUUUGGACUCUGCUCACCCACUAGAUGGCCUCCGGAAGCCAGGGGGGGCCUGCUGCCCAAGCAGGCUUUGGAGUUCGCCACUGCCAUGCAUCAAGUGCUUCGAGACUUUGUAGCGGACGUUGUGCCUGAUAUCAAGCGCACGGCGAUGGAGCUUGCGCUAGGCCGCCUUAAGGAAUCGCCUUUCACUCCCGAGAUGUUAGGGGUCCUUAGGAAGGAUUGGUUUAGUUGCAUAGAGGUUGCUUCGGGAGGCAAGUGUACGGAUCUUGAUGUGGUGCCGAGUGGCCAGCCAUUCUUCUUGCAUGCUGUGUCUGCGACGGCUCGGCUGUUGCAGGACCCAGAUUGGAAAGCCGUUUCUUGCCAGGAGGACUCCUAUGUCAGCGGGGUCGCGAUCGGUUAUGACUGCCCCGUCGCCGCAGCAAGAUCGGUCAAAAGAGAAGGCGUGGCCUUCCGCACUGAUGCAAAGUGCGCGGACGGGCGUUUGAUGAAGGUUGAGGUUCUAGCUCAGACGGAUAAUAAGUCUAACGAGGGCUUGACUCGCAAGGGUUCUACAACGCGCUGGCCCUUGCUCAUGGUUAACAUGCAGCUCACCCAUGUUCUCAUGAAGGCCGGCUUGCGGUUGAACUUGGGAUGGCGUCCACGGGACGAAAAUCAGGAGGCCGAUGAUUUAACCAACGAAAUCUUCGACCGUUUCUCUGAGGAGUUGCGGGUCCCAGUGCAGUACUCCGAAUUGCCGCUUUCCUUUCUUCACACUCUUUACGAAGCCAGGCGUUCACAGCUGAGCAGCCGUGAAGUGGAUUCCAUCCGCGACACGGAGUCCAGCCACUUGGGCAACCAGCUGUCCACAACCAUCGCGAUGACGAGGUGCCUCAAUGAGCUCACCGCAGGCAGGUCCCAGCUUCGGUUGCCGCCGAAUGCCGCCGACUUGCGUGUUGCGGAGGAGGUCGGAUAUGCCCGCAUGCUCCCCACUGCCAGCACGCGGGUUUCCAGCAAGCGAGCUGUAACAAUUGUUGCCACACCGGCCUGGCACGACAUGUUCCACGGAGCAGAGCCGCGUUCGCGCGACCAGAACGAGAACUGGGUGCUCCGCUGCGGUGCUCCGCGCACAAGCAAGACCGUUCGCGGCCCGUGCUUGCCCUGCUUGGGCGCUGCACCCGGCCCCAGUGGACUCACAGCCGACAUCGCAAGAUUGCUCCUCGACGAUGCUGACUCUUCAGAGGCUUUCAGCGGGCUCGCGCUGCUGCUCGCAAGAGCCCGCCUCCCCACCUCCAUGGCCUUGGCCGCCUCGUUGCAUUGCGCAAGCCAGCCGGUGGAGUCCGUGGGCUGGUUGUCGGCUCUCGCCCACUCCCUUCAACUCAAGACCGAUUCGGUUCCCAGCUGCACUGUCCUUUCUGUCGACGGCAUUGGUGCAUUCGACUUCGUGAGCCGCCGAGCCAUCCUGACCGAGCUCCAGCACACACCCGAUGCCUCUGCCAUGCUUCCCUUCGUCCGCCUGUUUUACGGCGCUCCGUCUUCAUUUGUUUGGACUGACGAUGAAGGCGUCACCCACCUCGUGCCCCAGGCCGAGGGUGGCGAGCAGGGCGAUCCGCUUAUGCCAGCGCUGUUCGCCCUUGGACUUGCACCGGCGCUCCGCUCCUUCCAAGAGGACCACCUGUUCACGUCCUUGCACAUCCGGCUCCAUGCCGGCAAAACCCGUGUUUGGAAUUCUGCUGGUGUACGCCCGCCCCAUCUCCCGCCUCCUCCCGACGGGUGCACCAAGUGGGUUGGUGACCCAGCCCUUCCCCCGCAAGACCGUGGUUUGCGUGUCCUCAGCAGCCCCCUUGGAACGGACGAGUACGUCGCUGCGCAGCUCCAACACCUUUCAGUGCAGCACCGUGCUCUCCUCCAGCUGCUCCCUGGCAUCCAUGACCUGCAGGUCUCGUGGCUACUGCUGUUGUUCUGUGCGUCACCUCGCGUGCACUACUGCCUUCGCCUGCUCCCAGCUGCACUCGCGGCUGUGUUUGCCGCGGCACAUGACCACAACAUCCUGAGCUGCCUAGCCCAGCUGCUCCACGUUUCUCCCGGCGAAGCCCACGGCGCCGACCCCCUUCCCCAAUCCGCAGCCGCGCGUGCAAACUUGUGUUUGCGCCAUGGUGGCCUUGGACUACGCAGUGCCGCUGAGCACACGCCUGCGGCAUACUUUGCAUCCUGGGCUGACUCGCUCGGGGCCUGCCACGCCAUUGCUCGCUUGCUUGAUGACGCAGCGUCUGCCCCCUCACUCCCCCGCUGUUUGAGCUCCCUUGCCGGUGCGGUCCGCCUUCUCCGCGACAAUGGCUUCCACCCGCCUGGAUUCGGCGGUUUCGAGCAGCAUGCGCUGCCGAUCGGAAUCCCAGGUCCCACGAUGUUUUCGCAAUGUGAAGUGUCCGUACACGCCGGUGCGGCCAGCAGUGCACCUGCGAAGCGGUCGCUGCUUAUCGAAAUGGUGUCCGAGGCAUCCACCGCUAACGGUGCAUAUGGCGUCGUGAACUAUUCAUUGAUGGGCCCACAAGAUGGUUGUGGUAUGUUUCCAUGGCCUCAACGGAUCCCGGACACGGCUUUGUACCUGUCGCGAUAUGGUGGUUUUCGUGUCCUUACCUUCGAUUUGUACGGACACGGUUUGAGCAAUGCUCCACCGGUAGACUUGUGCCCUGGGCGAUCCUGUUCUUCCGCUUGCAGACCGGGUUGCUUCUCUUGCAGUGGCACCAGAGCCAGGUAUGAUCUCGAAUUCUUUGUUGAACAAACGGUUGAGCUGCUCGAGAACAUUGGCUUGGGAUCUGUUCGAGUGAACCUGCUGGGAUUCAGCCUAGGAGGUGCCAUAGCGAUGGCAUUUGCCAGAUGCCACCCUGCACGAGUUGCUCGCAUUGUUGCCAUUUCCCCGUCGGGGUUUAUACCGCGAGUACCGCGAUUGUACCACGUCCUGCGCGCAUGCUGGUGUUGUUUAAUUCCACUGGCACCGCAUUGCCUCUGUACCUGCUGGUACCAGAAGGAGCGCUUCGCAAGGUCUGUUCGUUCCGAAAACCAGGGCAUGGCAGAUGCAUCAGUUCACAACCUCUGGUCUCGUUUUGUUUGGCAGCUCUUCGUUAAACGAGGAGUAGCAAGUGCCACAUUGGCCACGUGUCAGCGCGUCAAUUGGUUUGAUCUCUCCGCACUUUUUCGGGAUGUUGGCAGGCAUUCCCGGCCCGUCCUGCUCGUCUGGGGUGAGCGGGACACUUUGAACCCGCCCUCAACCAUUGGCAAAAAGGUCGCUGCAUUCUUCGCAAAUGCGAAGUUAUUGGUCAUUCCUCGUGCUGGUCACAUAGCAAUAUGCGAUAAACCAGCAGAGGUUGUCCCGACGAUACUUGGGUUCCUGCAGUUGCCAGAAGACAUGCGUUUGGACAAUGUCCCGAGUUUGCGGCCAGCUGGCGCUUCCACUGCUAACGCUCGCUGGAAGCCGACGGCAGAUGAAUCGGCGAGCUUGAUGAUGGCUUCACCAGAAGCACGGGCCGAGCUCUCAGUGGCGUGCAACAGUGUGCGAACAUCUGCGUCUGCGUCAAUGCAGUUGCUCAGUGAAGGCUGUCCAUGUCAGUUGCCCAGCUUGGUAUGCGUAGUGUAG